Molecule: messenger RNA, 960 nt
Organism: Necator americanus (New World hookworm)
Lineage: Eukaryota; Metazoa; Nematoda; Chromadorea; Rhabditida; Ancylostomatidae
Exons: 6
Coding region: 1-960 (319 amino acids)
Molecular function (GO): acyltransferase activity, transferring groups other than amino-acyl groups
Source: RefSeq, a predicted model, not a curated record
AUGCAACGACUCAACGAAGACGAUAUCCACAUAGUUCACAAUGUCACAUCGGAGAUGUGGGAUCAGUUGAGGGAGUUAGUGCGGACGAUGGAUGACUGGACAAGUCAUGAUGAAGCUAUGUAUCAGCUGCUGCCGGAGCUGAAGAACGUCUACCCGCUCUUUGCGCUGAGGAAGUCAGAUAAAUAUCUGCUAGGUGGCCUUGCUGUGGUGGUGACUGAUGUUGUGUAUUGUGCAUUUUACAUCAUGCGUCCCGGCGUUCAAGGGAAAGGGAUCGGAUUGAAGAUGAUGAAUCAAAUUAUGCACAUGAUGUCUGAUCAUACCAAGAAAGUGCCGGUAGUUGGAAGAUCAGUGUCGUCGAUGCUUGACAAGUAUACUGGCCCACCACUCUACGCGGUUCACCUUUUUGAAUUGUAUUCAUUUACACUUCCCAAAAAAGAACUAUUACACAUAUUCCCUUGCUCAGUGAACAGUCUCGCUCCGAAAUCCACGAAGGAACUGAAUGCUGAACAAUUCGAGAAGGUUUGCGCGUACGAUCAACAUAUCACUGGUAGAGAUCGCCGAGCAUUCCUUAAAGACUGGCAUUCGCUGUUCUUCACCAAAGGAGUUGCACUGUUCGACGCUGCAGGAACUGUUCAUGGACUGAUUGGCGCUUCGCCACUCUUGUAUGACGGGAAGAUCUUCAAAAUUGGACCGAUAUUCGCCGCCUCACGGGAUAACGCUUGUUAUCUGCUCAAAUGUAUCACAGAUAUAAUUCAAGUGCCAGAUGCAAAAUUUGUGACUCACAUUUCUACAAACACGUCUGGAGACUGGAUGUUGAAGAAGUGCAGAGACGCCAACAUUCCCCUCACACUUACAGGAACUUCACUCAAUCCUACUUACACAAAACUCAUCUAUAAGGAUCCCUGUGUCACUGAAUUAAUGUUCGCUCCCAUGAAUACUCCCAUUUUUUUUGACCGAUAA